CAUCCGUUUCUCUUGUAUAAAACAACAGUACAUUUUUCACUAUGAAAAAGCGUUGUGUUGUAUCGUUUUAGAAAGUCGUUUCUUGGACAGUCAAUCGGAAAUUAGUAUGGCGUUUCCCAUAAUGUUCACCCUCAAUGAGCUGCCAUCUUUCUCUGACCCAUGGGGAUACAGCGACAUUGUGCUAAAAGUGCAAGAUGAAAGAUUCCAUGUCCACAAAGCUGUAUUAGCCAUGAGUUCGCCUGUGUUCAAGGUCAUGCUUCAGUCAGACAAGUUUAAGGAAUCAAGUAUGGAAGAAAUACCAUUGCCUGGAAAAAAAGCAGACCAGUUUUAUGACUUCUUGUGUAUGAUUUAUCCUUUUCCAGUGCAAAUAUCAGACAACCAUGAUGUCCAGAGUCUCCUUGAGUUAGCCCGUGAAUACCAAGUAAACAAACUGAUACAUAAAUGUGAAGAAAGACUACUACAGAAACAGAGCUCUGUGGAACUGAUCCUUCUUGCUCAAGAGUUCUCUCUGAAGAGGUUAAUGGAAAAAUGUCUGAGCUCCCUGAGUAGAAUGCAAUUGCAAGAAUUAAAAGUACACCCAAAGUUUGAAGAAAUAGAGACAUGCCAUUUAGUCAGCUUACUGAACAACAACAUUCGCUGGCUCAAGGAACAACAAGUUAGGGAAAUCCGUCAGCUGAAAGAGCAACACAGAACUGAGAAAGCAGGAGCCUUGAGUAUUGUCAAUGAACUAAAUGAAUGCUGGGGAUUUAAUAAGCUACCAAUGAGAGGCUGCGCAUGCGCGUCGUACACCAAGUCAUGUGACAUUUGUAAUACAGUGCUAGAGAAAUAUGUUAAGACAAAAUGCGGUGAACUGAUUCAGGCCCUAACAGACUCGUGAACAAUUGAGUCAAGGCCCUUUUCGGACAAGAUAUGUAACAGCAAAGUAAAUUUCUAAAGUUUAGGAAGUUGAAGAAAAACGAAACUAGUUUUUGUUGCUAAAAUAUUGAGUACUCUGACAUAAAAUGAAAUUUAGAAGAUCUUUUGCAAUCCGACAUAAAGAAAUAUCAAAUAGAACUCACCGUAAUUGAGCACAAACAAAAGUUUGGAGAAAUUU
This is a messenger RNA of Exaiptasia diaphana, 1093 nucleotides long. RefSeq names its product kelch repeat and BTB domain-containing protein 2. The coding region runs from base 107 to 877 and encodes 256 amino acids. The transcript is spliced from 4 exons. Lineage: Eukaryota; Metazoa; Cnidaria; Anthozoa; Actiniaria; Aiptasiidae. The record is from RefSeq and is a predicted model, not a curated record. Gene Ontology annotation, molecular function: protein binding.